Molecule: messenger RNA, 911 nt
Organism: Zea mays
Lineage: Eukaryota; Viridiplantae; Streptophyta; Magnoliopsida; Poales; Poaceae
Exons: 5
Coding region: 34-570 (178 amino acids)
Cellular component (GO): U2-type spliceosomal complex; post-mRNA release spliceosomal complex
Source: RefSeq, marked predicted
CACUGCCUUCCCGCACGCUAGGAAGGGGAAGAUAUGGGCGCCGAGGAGGACGCCGCUGCACGCCGCGAGCGUCUCCGCGCCCUCCGUGCCGCCAAGGACCUCCUCUCCACCCCCGACGGCGCCCCAACCCCUUCCACCGACGGAGAACACCAAAAUGGCAACCAUGAGAUGGCAGAAGAGCCAGAAUUACCAGGUCAUCAGGAUGCACCUGGUGAGGCUGCUAAAGAGGAUGGUAGCCCCACUGAGGAGGCCGAAGAGGUUGAAGAUGAUGGUGAGCUUCCAGCCAUGAAGUUCAGAAACUACCUUCCCCAUGAUGAACAACUUCGAGGAGGCAAGCUGGCUCCAGUGUCUCUUCCCAAGUUUGAAGACCCAAUUAGUGCCGAAACUGCAGAGCCAAAGGAAGUGGAGAACCUUUUUGGAAACAUAGCACCAAAGAAUCCAAAUUGGGAUCUGAAACGUGAUGUGCAGAAGAGAAUUGAUAAACUGGAAAGGCGCACGCAGAAAGCGUUGGCUGAGAUUGCAUUGGAACAGCAGAGGGAGAAGGAAGCCUUGGAGGAAUCUCAAGAUUGACCGACCUGUAUAAGUGACCAGUGACUCAUGCUGGUUGGUCCCUCGAGCAGACGUCAUUAUCUUAUUUAGAUAAUGUAAUGUACUUUGGGAUGCUCUGUGUAUCUACCAUCUUGGGAUGUACUGAAUUGAGUUUGGGACGUGUAUCUACCUACCAUCUUGUAUUGUCAGCUCAAGGAUGUAGCAAACUAGUAGCAACUUCAAAAAAUGAGAUGUAGCAGUCCUGUUCUGUUAGACGGACCUGGUCAAACUACCGUACUAAAUACAAACAAAGCACACCUUCAUGCUGUGUUGGACUCGGUAUUCUCAGGCAAUGGACGAAUAAUGACUUCUUUUGUUGUGUU